AUGUGGGCAAAAUUUAGCAACGUACUCAAGCACCGGCCAGGGACACCGGCCCUAAGCGAGCAAGACGACGAGCCGGACGUUCUCGGGAGUGUUUACGAACAGCACCCCAACCUAUCUGUUUUCCAUGAACCAUCUGAAGUACCAUUCCCAUCGCCUAGCCCUCCAGCUUCACCGUCCCUCACAGGCCAGAAGAACGUGUUCAAACGGCCGAAGCCACGCAUCGACACCCCCACUGAACCAGCUACAUCUUCGCCUGUAAUAUCGCCCUUGAAUCUACCAAAGAAAGUCAAGUCCUCUUUGCAAACUCUUUCGAGCGAAUCAACACAGCGCCCGCUUCAGGAGAAGGCGCCAAACACGCCAUCCGACAGCAAGUUUAGUUCGCUGCGGUCGAUAGACUCUAUGCGAAUACCACAAGAGAAACCGCCCAUCACCCCAACGGCGGACGCCAAGUUUAGCUCCCUCCGCUCGAUCCUUCGUGACAGCAAUACGCCGGCAUCAGGGCGAAGUGUGCGGUUCUUCUCACGAGAUGCCUACAAGACGAUCACUCCGGACGUGUCUGCUACGAGCAGCGAGCCGGAGGAGAUGUCCUUCGCCGCCCGCCUACAGCGUGCAAAGGUUCAGUCGAGACGACCGGCACAAGAACUGUUUUCGGCGCCCACGACGCCGUCCCUUCUGACCGAGAUGCCGCCACCUAAUAUCUCCAACAUAUUUGAGCUCUCAAAUGAGGCGGAGCCGCCAGUCAUUCCUUCGGGCACCAAGACGCCACUGCUCGAUAGUGCCUUCGAAUUGGCCGAGGAGGAGGCGGAUGCCACGGCGAACGUCAAAGAAGAGGAUGACCGGCUGCCCAUGCCAUUAUCAGAAGCCUUGCCCGCCUUACCUCAAGUGCAACACGACCGUAGUCACUCGUUCAGCUUCGGACAGACUGUAUUCCGCUCGCUCAAUAGCGACGAUUCUAGCACAUACAGCGUAAAGGCGAACCGUGGCCGUGCUGUCAGCGACACCGUGUUCCACGCGUUACCACCCCCGCCGCUAGCGGACAAAGGGCCGCCUGAGGCUGACAUCAAUGACACGUCUGGCGCCAUGAUCGUGUACGCAUCUCCAAAGGAAAAGGACCCCUUCGCGGCCAACGCGACGACGUACUACACGCCAGGCACGAUGCUGCCGCCGACACCCCCACAGAUGCCCAAGGAGAAGCACGGGCGUACUCCUUCGCGUGAGGAAGACCUUAUAUGGUCCCUGCGUACGCAGCUCGCGCUGCAAUCAGAGCUCUGUGUCCAGUUCGAGGUGGACCUUGGUGCUCGAGAUGAGCUGGUUCGCGUGCUCAACUCGCGGCUAGAAGAAAGCGAGCGCGAAUGUGAGAGGCGGAAGGGCGUCGUGAAGAACUGGCGGAAGCGAGUGUCCGAGCUGGAGCGCGCCGUGCGCGGUCUUCAGGAGGAGGUCGAUCGCAGUCGCGAAGAGAGCAUGGACCGCAGCAUGAUGGACGAGGCGAGUGGGCAGGCGUUGCACCAGCUUCACCGCCGGAUCGAAAGCCUGGAGCGGGAGCGUGCGGACGGCGAUCGGCGGGAGCAAGAGAUGCGGGAAGAACUCGAAGCAAGAGUGUAUGAGCUGCAGGAGGUCAGAGACGAGCUCGCACGUAGGGAUGAGAGCGAGCAGGAGCUCAAGGCGGGCAUCAGGGCAGCCAAGGAGGAGAUGGAGCAGAUGGGCGAACUGACGGGUAACCAUGAGGCAAUCGCGCGCCAGAUACACCUCAACGAGGAAGCGGAGCGUCAGCGCGCCGCUGCAGAGGUUGCCUGGGACGAGGAGAGGCAAAAGCUGCUAAGUGAUAACGAAUCAUUGCGGAGUGAACACAUAUCGCUGCAAGCCCAGGUAACGGAAUUGCGCGAGGAGGUCGUGCGCAAGGACGCGGAGAUUGGCAUGCUGAAGGCUGAGGUAGAGGCGCAGUGGAAGCACACGGAGACUGGGAGCGAGAAGCUGCAGCAUCUUGUGCAAGAACGCGAUGAGCUCAAAGCCGAGGUCGACGCGCUCAACGAGCGUAUCUCCGGCAUGGAAGAGGAUUGGAGCCAAGGAGAGAACAAAAAGGUCGAGCUGGAGAAUGAGAUCCAGGAGCUUUGGGCAGCCAAGGAAGACUUGGAGCGGGAGCGGACGGAGCUUGAGGAUCAGCUCCGUGCUGAACAUGAGCAUUCCGAGCAUCUCACACAGGCCUUACAGGAGGGCGAAGACCGUGUCGCUACCCUUGAGCAAGAACGCCAAUACGCCCUAGAUAGAGCAGCGCGCUUCGAGGCACAGAUCAAGCAGCGAGAUGCAGAUGCUGCUGAGCUCUCGCAGAGGGCUAUCGCUUGCGAGCAGGACGCGGAGGAAGCACAGGAAGAGAUCAGCCGCCUCAAACGCGAACAUGCUCGCAUCGUCAACGAGCAGAGCCGCACCCUGCAGGACGUGGUGGCUCGCGAAGUGGAGGCUCGUGCAGGGCUGGAGGCUGUUGUCCGCGAGAAGGCCGAGGCUGACGUCCAUAUAAGUACCAUGAAAGAACGCUUGACAGCGCUGCAGGAGGAGACUGAACGCUUGAGGCGGCAGGUGCAUGCUUUACAGCAGGAGAGUGCGGACAAGGAGGUCAAAUUGGUCAAUCUCGCGAAACAACGUCAACAGGAUAAGGAUGAUAUCAAUGGCCUCAACAUUGCUCUUGACUCCAAGCAACAAGAGCUCGAGUUGCUUAAGAGACGCAUGAGCGUGCGCGGCACGGCUGGCAGUACUCCCGCAGCUGCAUCCAAAGUGCCUCAUCAACGCCGAGAGUCUUCCAUCUUCGGUACCCCCAGUGUUGGCGGGUCUCGUCCAUCGUCUGCCCUCUCGGACACAGUGGGUACCGGAAGAGACCGUAAGUCAACCGACACACCAUCCACUAUCACCAAAGCUGCCCUAGUCAAGAGCGCCCGCACCAACGGUAUGAGUGCACCUACGCAUGCCGCGAAACGUUCUCUCGAAGGCGCAAUGGGCCCACCUCCAGCCAUGUCCCGCAGCAGCUCAACAUCUGGAACCGCAACACCCACUCGGAUACCGUCGUCUUCCGCGACUCCUCGUGCCUCUGGUGCGCCAAGUGCGUACCAGAAGUCUGUUACUCCAGCCACUCAACGCCGAAUGUCUGCGUCACAAUUGGAUCCUUCACGUCUGCGGUCGACACUUGGGAGUCGAGAGCCCCUCUCCUCUGCUAGCGAAGCCGACGAGAAGGAAAAGGAGAACACCGCGCCCACUGCAAAGGCAAGGCGCAUGAGUCUCGUGGCUGCAUGA
Molecule: messenger RNA, 3279 nt
Organism: Postia placenta MAD-698-R-SB12
Lineage: Eukaryota; Fungi; Basidiomycota; Agaricomycetes; Polyporales; Adustoporiaceae
Exons: 5
Coding region: 1-3279 (1092 amino acids)
Source: RefSeq, a predicted model, not a curated record